AUGAGGUACUCUCUACCGACAUUAAGUCUAGCAACGACAUGCCUCUCCCAGUUGCUCCCGCCAGAUGCGCCAGGCCCUGCACCCAAGUAUCCCAUCGGCGUGAGCAAGGCGCCCUUCGCCAAGGUCUCGGGCCGCAUGUUUGAGAUCGACGGCAAGGUUCAGUACUUUGCAGGAACCAACGCCUGGUGGCUCGCGCACUUGAGCAACAACAGCGACAUAGACAUCGCUCUAAAACAGAUGAUCGACACAGUCUAUGUCCGCAACCCACAGACGCAAUACAAAGUCGUCCGCGUCUGGGGCUUCGGCGACGUGAACCAGCCCCCGCCGGCCAACGCAACCGACCCCAACCGCGUCUACUUCCACCUCCUCAACUCGACCGGCACCUACAUCAACUACGGGCCCGCCGGCCUCGACCGCCUCGACUACGCCGUCUCCGCCGCCGAGGCCCUCCUCCCGGACCCGGCCAGCUCUUCCACCGCCGACACGAACAAAACAACAGGCCUGGGACUCCGCCUCGUCCUCCCCCUCGUCAACUACUGGGACGACUACGGCGGCAUAAAAGCCUACAACAAGGCCGGCCUGGCCGCCGACGCCGCCGCCUGGUACACCGACGCCGCCGCGCAGCGCGCCUACCGCGCGUACGUCAGGGCCGUCGUGUCGCGGUACCGGUCCAGCCCGGCCGUCUUCGCCUGGGAGCUCGCCAACGAGGCGCGGUGCGAGGGCGGCGCGUGCGGCGCGUCGACGGACAUCAUCGCCGGUUGGGUCGCCGCGACGGCGGCGUACAUCAAGGCCCUCGACCCGGCGCACAUGGUCACCACGGGCGAGGAGGGCUUCUUCGAGCGCGCCGACGGCCUCGGCGGCGGGCAGAGCAUCUACGGCGGCGUCGCGGGCACGAGCUUCCGCCGCAACGUCCGGGACGCCAACAUCGACUACGGCACGUUCCAUCUGUACCCCAGCUGGUGGGGGUACCCGUACACCUGGGGCGCGCAAUGGAUCCGGGAGCACGACGCCAUUGGGGACGAGGUCGGCAAGCCCAUCGUCCUCGAGGAAUACGGCACGCCGUUCCCGCACAACCACACGGCGACGCUGAAGCCGUGGCUCGAUGCCAUCGAGGCCAACUCGACGCUGGCGGCCGACCAGCUCUGGCAGUUCAGCCCCCGAGAUACCAGCGUGCCGCCAACGAGCUUUGCCGACGAGUUUGCUGUGUCGAUUCUCGACGAUGAGUAUGAGGUGCUGUGCCGACAGCACGCGGCGAAUAUGCUGAACAAGAAGCUCAAAACCUGA
Thyridium curvatum is the source of this 1284-nucleotide messenger RNA. RefSeq lists its product as uncharacterized. Gene Ontology annotation, molecular function: hydrolase activity, hydrolyzing O-glycosyl compounds. The record is from RefSeq and is a predicted model, not a curated record. Lineage: Eukaryota; Fungi; Ascomycota; Sordariomycetes; Thyridiales; Thyridiaceae. The coding region runs from base 1 to 1284 and encodes 427 amino acids. The transcript is spliced from 4 exons.